Messenger RNA from Chinchilla lanigera (long-tailed chinchilla), 9945 nucleotides. It is a transcript of the gene Bod1l1, whose product is annotated as biorientation of chromosomes in cell division 1-like 1. Lineage: Eukaryota; Metazoa; Chordata; Mammalia; Rodentia; Chinchillidae. The record is from RefSeq and is a predicted model, not a curated record.
CCCGCCUAUCAGAACCUGAGACAGCGCGUUGACAACUUUGUUGCAAACCACUUGGCCGCUCAUACUUGGAGCCCUCAUCUUAACAAGAACCAACUAAGAAACAAUAUUAGACAGCAAGUCCUCAAAUCGGGAAUGCUGGAAUCUGGUAUCGACCGAAUUAUUUCUCAGGUUGUGGAUCCAAAGAUCAACCACACAUUCAGACCUCAGGUGGAGAAAGCUGUGCAUGAGUUUUUGGCCACACUCAAUCACAAAGAGGAAGCAGGUAGCAGCACAGCUCCUGCCGACGAGAAACCAGACUCUUCCACCAUUACACAAGGUGUCCCUGCUCCUGGGCCCAGUGCUAACGUAGCCAGUGAUGCCAUGUCAAUCUUAGAAACCAUAACUUCUCUUAACCAGGAAGCUAGUGCUGCCCGGGCCUCAACAGAAAUGUCGAAUCCCAAGACUGGUGAGAGAGUGUCCAAAAAACUCUCUUCUCAACUGAGCACUGACAUUAGUACUGAUAAAGAAAAAGCUUUAGAGGACACAGCUGACAAAGAAAAAACUUCACCUGACUGUGGAGGAGAAGGCCUGGAAACAGCCCCGAAGUCCGAAGAACUUGGUGAUCUUCAAGGUCCAGCUGAAGAAAUAAAAAAUCACGUGAAAGAGAAUAAUAGCUUGAUUCUGCUAAAUAAGGAUGUUCAGCAGGAAAGCAGUGACCAGAAAAAUAAAUCAGCAGAUAAAGGUGAAAAGAAACCAGACAGCAAUGAUAAAGGAGAAAGAAAAAAAGAAAAGAAGGAAAAAACUGAUAAGAAAUUGGAUUACUCAAAAAGGAGUGAAGAUACUCUAAAAGUAAAAGAUGAAAAACAAGCAAAGGAAAAAGAAGUGGAAGGUGCUAAACUUCCUUCAGAAAAGAACAGUAAUAGAGCUAAGACUGUCGAAGGGACCAAAGAAGAUUGUUCUUUGAUAGAUUCUGAUGUGGAUGGUCUUACAGACAUCACAGUUAGCUCUGUUCAUACCAGUGACCUUUCGUCUUUUGAAGAAGACACUGAGGAGGAAGUUGUCAUGUCUGAUAGCAUGGAAGAAGGAGAGAUUACAUCAGAUGAUGAAGAGAAGAGCAAACAGAAUAAAACAAAAGCUCAAACUAGUGAUUCCAGCGAGGGAAAAGCGAAAAGUGUACGGCAUGCUUAUGUUCACAAACCGUAUCUUUACUCGAAGUACUACAGUGACUCUGAUGACGAGCUCACUGUAGAACAACGGCGACAGUCCAUUGCAAAAGAAAAAGAGGAAAGACUUUUAAGAAGGCAAAUUAAUAGAGAGAAACUUGAAGAAAAACGAAAACAGAAAGCAGAAAAGACCAAGUCUUCCAAAGGGAAAAGUCAAGGCAAAAAUAAUGUGGAUGUAGAAGAAUCAGCAACAAAGAGUUUGGAACCAAAGGCCCCUAGAAUUAAAGAAGUUCUUAAAGAACGGAAAGUUUUAGAAAAAAAAGUAGCCUUAAGCAAAAAAAGAAGGAAAGAUUCAAGGAACACUGAAGAGAAUGCCAAAAAGAAACAGCAGUCUGAAGAAGAUUCUAAAGAAACCCUCAAAACAAGUGAGCACUGUGAAAAGGAAAAGGCAUGUUCUUCAAAGGAACUGAAGCAUGCUCAUGCAAAGAGCGAACCAAGUAAGCCUGCCCGGAGACUUUCAGAGUCCUUACAUUCUGCUGAGGAAAACAAAAAUGAAUCCAAAGCAGAGAGAGAGCAUAAAAGGCGGACAUCCACCCCUGUUGUCAUGGAAGUGGCGCAGGAAGAAACUGACACAAGAGAUGGAAAAAGGCAAAUGGAACGCUCAGAAAUAGGCACAGAAGAACCCCAGAAACAGAAAAACACACUAAAAAAUGAAAAGCAUCUAAAGAAAGAGGAUUCUGAAGUGUCACAUUUGAAAAGCCUCCCUAAGAAAGAGGCAAAAUCCUCCAAGGAGAAGCCUGAAAAAGAAAAAACUCUGUCAGAAGAAAAACUGUCUACGAAACAUAAAUAUAAGGGUGACAGCACACACAAAACAGGUGAUGAGACUGAAGCACACUCUGCUGAAAAAGGUUUAAAAGUAGAGGAAAAUACCCAGAAGCAAAGUCAACAAACAAAGCCUUCCUCAGAUGAGAAAGCUGAACGAAAAAGUAAACACAGGAAUGAAAGGAAGUUGUCAGUUUUAGGCAAAGAUGGAAAGCCAGUUUCUGAAUAUAUCAUAAAAACAGAUGAGAAUGUGCGUAAGGAGAACAACAAAAAAGAGAGACAUUUGUCAACUGAAAAAACUAAAGCAGAGCACAAGUCAAGAAGAUCAAGUGACACCAAGGUUCAGAAAGAUGCCCUGAGUUGCAAGCAGCAUGCUGCCACGUUACAGCGAAGAAGUGAAAGUUAUUCAGAAGAUAAAUGUGAUACAGACUCAAGUAAUUUAGACAGCAAUUUAAAGCCAGAAGAGCUUGUUCACAAGGAGAGGAGAAGAACGAAGAGCUUGUUGGAAGAUAAACUUACGUUGAAGUCUAAAUCAAAAGGUCAAGGCAAACAAUUAAAAGUUGCUGAAACAGAGUUACAAGAAAGUGUCACAAAACAGGGGGCCGCUCCAAAACCAGAGAAGGAAAAGACCGUAGAGGAAAACGACCCAGAAAAACAGCGCAAGGCUAAAGUUGAAGACAAACCUGUAGAAGAAACUGGUGUUGAACCUGCAUCAGAGAGUGCUGCUUCUUCACAUAGUGUGCCGAAAGAUUCCAGUCACAAAGCUAAAUUAUUGGUAAAGGAGAAGUAUAAAGGCGAGAAGGAUUCAAGCUCCUCCAGACUUGAGAGGAAGUUAUCAGAUGGGCACAAAAGCAGAAGCGUAAAGCAUAGUAGUAAAGACGUGAAAAAGAAGGAAGAAAAUAAAGCAGAGGACAAAGAUGGUAAAGAAACUGACAGUAACCAUGAAAAGUUGAGAGGGAAUGGUUCAGUUAUAGAAAAGAAGUUAAGUAGAAGGUUGUGUGAAAAUCGAAGAGGAAGCCUGUCACAGGAAAUGGCCAAAGGAGAAGAAAAAUUAACAAAUACUCCGGGUACUCCCAAUAGUUCCUCCCUUCAGAGAUCAAAAAGAAGUGGUGAUACAUCAAUCCCUGAACAGGAGCCAAUGGAAACUGAUUCUGAAGCAGGUGUUGCAAAUGUAUUUGAAGUAUCUAAAACCCAAGACAACAGCAAUAAUAGUUCUCAGCAAGACAUUGACUCUGAAAAUGUCACAAAACAAAAAACUGCUACCCUAGUUCUAAAGGAUGAAUUAAAAACUUCCACCACAGAUGCAAAACCAGCUGCAGCCUGUAAAUCGGGCCGUGGGACAGGAGUGUGUAGCAAUUCAGAAAAGCAUACUGACCAUAAAAGCACCUUGGCCAAGAAAGUACAUAUCCAAAGUGCAGUAUCCAAACCAAAUCCCAGGGAGAAAGAGCUCAUUCAACAGGGAGCGCAUGAAAUGAAUGUAGACUCGGAAAUAAGUCAUAGACUGUUGCCUAAUAUCCCUUCGGAAAGUGAUAGGCUGCAGAAGGACUUGAAAAGCACAGCCAGACCCACUGAGGAGCGUGUUGCUCAAGGAGAUGCUACUCUUGAACAUUCCACAGAUACAAACGCCUCAUUGACCUUAAGUUCAGUGAACGCUGUGCCUCAGAAUGAACCUCAUGCUUCAGAUGUAAUUCCUGUAACUGACAGAACUGUUUCAGAAGGGGGCGUAGGCAGCACCUCCUUUGUGGCUCCCUCUGAUCCCCCUAACCAAAGCUUAACUGUUAAGAAAUCAGAGGUCCCUGGGACAAGUGCUAGCGAAGAAGGUAGUGAAGGUUCCUCAGCGGAAGCAGGCGUGGCUGGCAGAAGUCACGUUCCAGAAGGCCACCAGGCCACACCACUGGACGGUGACGAUGGAAAAGUGAAUACACCUCUUGCUAGCAAGUCCACAGACAUGACUGAGAAAAACAGCCUUAGCAAAGACGGCUUGCUGGAUACAACAAAGAAGGAAAAUGACUUAAGUGGAGAGCCCGCUGUGAAGCAGACAGUUAGAGCUACAGACAGAAAUGAGGAAACUGUCGAUCUUAAGCAUAGUUGUAGCCCAGGGGAAAUAAACAUAGCAGCUGGUGCAGAAAGAAGGAACCAGAGCACUGAAGUAGACACCAGUGGUGAUGGUGAUGCUGCACCCUCCAUUUUGCAACGAAGGAGUGGAGUAGCUGGGUUUGAUAGAGCAGAAAAGGCUUCCGUUCCCACUAGCACUGAAGGGAAGGACCAAGGCAUCGCUUUAAACCCAGGAAAGGGUGGAGAUGCCACCACUACCUCUUCAGAAACAGCAGAGAGUGGAAUGGCUCUGCCAUGCACCAGCAUCGAGGCAGACGAAGGCGUCACGCCGGGUGCGUGCACCAUAAGCAAUCCCCUCCAGGCUGGGGCAGAAGCCAGUGAGUGCACCGUUUUUGCUGCAGCUGAAGAGGGUGGGGGUAUUGUCACUGAAGGGUUUGCUGACAGUGAAACUCUCCUCACAAGCACCAAGGAAGGUGAAAGUGCAGAGUGUACCGCGGCUGAAUCGGAAGAUGGAGCCGCAGGCGCCACAGCUACUCACAUAGGUGCAGUGGAAGCCAGUGUGAACAGCGUUGUGUCUGAAGAAAAAGAUGACGCAGUGACCAGCGCGGGCUCUGAGGGCAAAUGUGAUGGUUCUUCAAGCAGGGACUCAGAAAUAGCUGAAGGGACUGGUACUUCUGUUAGUGAGGUUGAAAGCGACGGAGCAGUUACAAGUGCUGGGACAGAAAUAAGGACAGGGUCCAUGAGCGGUGAAGAGGUUGAUAGAACCCAGGGAGACAGGACAAGAAUGGGCCCCAAAAAAGAGACAGAAGGCACCGUGACAUGUACGGGAGCAGAAGGCAGAAGUGAUAACUUUGCUAUCUGCUCUGUAACAGGAGCAGGGCCUGGGGAGGAGCGCAUAGCCCCAGGGGCCGAGGUGGUCCUGAUAGGUGAUGACGCACCCCCUGGUACAAGUGCCGACCAGGAGGGCAGUGGUUCCGUGAUCGAUGGUGCGGAAGGCGAGAGCGCAGUCACUAGCACAGGCAUAAUGGAGGAGGACGGGGAGGGGCCGGCGAGCUGCACAGGCUCGGAAGACAGCAGUGAGGGCUGCCUGAUAAGUUCUGAAACAGAAGGGAGUGGAGAGAGUGCGAUGGCCAGCACGGUGGCCAAAGAAGUCACUAAUACCCCCGUGGUCGCUGCUGGCCCCUGCGAUGAUGAAGGCAUUGUGACGAGCACAGGCGCAAAGGAGGAGGAUGAUGAGGGGGAAGGCGUCGUAACUAGUACUGGGAGAGGAAAUGAAAUUGGACAGGCUUCAACUUGCUCAGGUAUGAUAGGCGAAGAAAGUGAAGGGGUGGUGAUUUGUGAAAGCGCAGAAGGGGACGGUCAGGCUGGUCUCACAGCAGACCACGUGGACACUGAGGCUGGGGCUGCCCUCCUGAAUGCAAAUGAAAGUAACAUUGAUAGUGUGAGUGCUGCAGAGAAAGAAAUCAAAGAGACGGAGAUCUGCUCCAGCGCCAAAGGGAUCGUAGAAAGUAGUGUGACCAGCGCAAUUGCAGGAAAGAGCGAAGUGGCACCAGUUGCAGGGGGUUGUGAGGGUCCCAUGACAAGCGCAGCUUCUGAUCAAAGUGGCAGUCAACUCACUAGGAAGGAAAAGGCUGAAGAUGCCACCAUUUCCACUGGCCUGGUGGAGGGCAGUUACGAUGUUCCUGUAUCUGGUGCCGCCCUGGAAUGUGAUGUUGAUCAUACAUCACCCAGUGAAAAAGAAGAUGAAGGCAUCAUCACCUCUGUAGAACAUGAAGAGUGUGAUGACCUCAUGGCUACGACAGUCAGUAAUGGUAUUUCCAACCAAGACAGCCUACCUGACGGGAAAAGUCAAGGCAAAGGUGUGAUGAUUUCCACCAGUACAUCGAAUGAUCACGCCCCGCAGGGGAGCACGGUUAUAGAGGGAGGAGAAGGCCAUUCAAGUACCCUGAGAAAGGAAGAAAACAUGGAAGGCACCAGGGUAAGCAUGGAGGAAUUUGAGGUCCCCACACCCAGUGCAGUUUCAGGUGAUGCAAGCCAACUUCCUGCUAGCAGAUGCGAGGAAAAAGACGAGUGUGCCAUGAUUUCCACAAGCAUAGGGGAAGAGUGCGAAGUGCCUAUUUCCAGUGCAGUGACCAUCACAUGUGCUGAAAGUCAGCAGCCAGUUGCAGUGGUUGAGGAAAGAGCUAAAGGCCCCGUCUUGGUAAGCACUGAGGACUUCGAGGUGCCUAUGCCUAGUGCUCCUGCAGAAGUUGAAAGUCCUCUUGCCUCAACCAGCAAGGAGGAGAAGGAUGAAUGUGCUCUCAUUUCCACCAGCAUAGCGGAAGACUGCGAGGCCUCCGUUUCUGGGGUAAGUGAAAACACACAGUCUGUUACAGACGGAAGUGCUGUUAUCUCAACAAGCUCGGUGGAAGACUGUGAGGGCUCUGUGUCCAGUGCUGUCCCUCAGGAGGUCGUCUGCCCUUUGGGCACAGCAGCAGAAGAGACAAAUGACACUGCCAUGAUUUCCACGAGCACUUCUGAAGGGCGUGAAGCAGUCAUGGUUGGUGCUGUCCCCCUGGAUGAAGGCCAAGCCAGCACCGCAAGGAUGGAAGACUCCAGCGAUGCUGCAAUCAUCUCCACUAGUACAGCGGAGUGUGUGCUGAUGGGAGCCAGCCUGGACCGGCGCAGAGAGACUCAGCCUGCUGCAGACAACCCCGAAGGAGGCAAUGAGCUGUCGGUGGCAAGAGGGAGCAAGUGUGAGAUCCCCAUGCCCAGCCUAAUUGCUGACAAUAACAGUCAGUGCCCUGGGCUGAUGGCAGGAGACCAGAAAGGGGGCGCCGUGCUGGCAGUGAGCACUGAGGAAGGGCGUGACCGGCUGCCGGUCUGUGAACCUUCAGCGGGCCAGCCAAGUGCCGAGUGUGCUGAUGACGGGGAGAAGCACGGCAAGGGCUGCCCUGGGCAGCACCCUUUCUCAGCGGAAAGACAAAACCAGAGCUCCGUGCAUCUCCCAGAUGCAGAAAACAAAAGUGUGUCUUUGAGUACCGUUCAGACUGAGGACAAACGUCCAGAGGCCGAGAUGGCAGAGGGUAGUGGUAUGGCCCAUUGUCCAGCAGGAAGGGGCACAGAGAGGAGUGCUGCCUCAUCCGCCCAACUGCACAGACCAGAGCAGACGUGUGGGCAGCCAGAUGAGGGCCUUUCUGUGAGCACUCACUCUUUGGCAGCAGUGAAUACCGGUGCUAAAAAAGCUGAUGACAUGCCACCCGUCAGAGACACUGCUGCAGAGUACUCCUCUCCUGCCUCUGACCAGCAAGGUCCUGAGGACAACUUGAAAACCACUGCCACCAAAGUUGUUACAGGCCAAGAGUCAGAACUUGCUCCUGCCCGCUCGGCGGUCCUUCCAGCUGCCUACCAGGUCACUCAGUCGGCUGUGGGAAUCGAGGGAGACGUGACUACAGAGAGUGACCACGCUAGCCAACAGACUGGUGAUGCCGCAUGUGCCGAGGAAACGGAGCAGGGGCGCAGCACGAGGACAUCACUGCCCAGGGAAAGCGGCCUUGAGGACACUGUGCGUGCUGAACAGAAUUGUUGUGACACAGGCAAUGCGAAGUCUCCAGAGGUUUCAGAAGAUUCAGAACUGACAGCCAACUUGAAAACCAAGACAUUCGUGCCUUCAGAGGAAGAAAAAAAUCAUGAAAUGCUCGCAGUACGAGAAAGUGAGUGUGAGGGAAAGCCAAGUGGAAUGGCUGAACUACAGAGAAAACCUCCAUUGCUGAAUGAAUCCCUAAAUGUUGAGAACUCUGGCUCACAAACAGAUGAAGAAAUUCCUAAUAAAUCUUGCAACAAAGGAGAGAUAUCCAGUGAUAGAAAUGGCAACUCGGAAACUAUAAGAAGUCACAGUAUUGAAGCAAGCCCUAAAGAGGUUGAAGAAGAACAGAGGCAUAUCCCUAAAAGAAUGGCAAAGAAGCACUCCCCUUCCUCAGAAGAUGAACUGGAUGAUAAUCCAGAUGUCCUGGAUUCCAGAAUAGAAACAGCGCAGAGACAGUGCUCUGAAACUGAGCCUGAAGACACAAAGGAAGAGAACCCCGGAGAUUUGGAAGAAUUGUCUAAAACAAAUUCUGAGACGAGCAGCACUGCUUCAAGGGCUGUGGAGGAAAGGGAUGAGUUGAGCAGCAGUGAGGCUGCUGGUGAAAAGACGGAGCAGAAUGAAGAUGAUGGCAUCAAGUCACAAGAGGAAGAUCAACCAAUAAUUAUUAAAAGGAAAAGAGGAAGACCUCGUAAAUACCCUGUGGAAAUAACGUUAAAAACAAAGGACGAUUCCAAAACAGACACUGGCAUUAUCUCUGUAGAGCAGUCUCCACCUAGUAGCAGCAAAUUGAAAGUAACACAGGCAGAUGAGUCCAGUAAAGAAACAGCUAACCUAGAAAGAAGUACAAGCACUGAUGACAGUGAAGAAAAAACAAUAGCAAGUGCUCGUCGGAGAGGAAGAAAGCCCAAACGUUCGCUCACUCUGUCGGAUGAUGCUGAAUCCUCAGAGCAGGAAAGAAAACGCCAGAAAUUGGUUUCUGAAUCAACUGAGGACAAGAAAGAUCAGGAGUCUGACGAGGAAGAGGAAGAAGAGGAAGAGGAUGAGCCCUUGGGAGCCACUACACGGUCCAGCACCAGAUCAGAGGCACAGAGAUCAAAGACUCAGCUCUCCCCUUCUACCAAGCGCAAGAGAGAAGUCAGCCCUCCCGGGGCCCGGACUCGAGGCCAGCAGAGAGUAGAAGAAGGCCCCGUGAAGAAGACGAAGCGGUAAUCCCAACCGGCGCCUUCCAUGGCCCGCUGAGGGACACUGGAGAGGAAGGGAUGAGCCUCGGGGCCACAGGCUUUUUUUUUAACCGAGAAACGGAUAUGCAUGUGCUGUAAGUUCCUAGGUGCAAGCUUUUUCUUGUUAUGUUUUAAACAGCUUUAUAAACUCUUGUUCAUAGAAGAUAUUAUGUACAUUUAUUUCAGAUAAAGGAAAAUAAGUUUACUUGUAUCUGAACUCAAAACAAAGUAGUUGUAUAUUUUAACAUUCAAAAUUGGGAUUUCCCAAUGUGACACGUCACUAAAGCAAACCCUUCCAGCCCAUUAGACACCAGGCUGCCGACUGGUGAUCUGUGUAUAGUAUAUAAACAUGUAAAAAUAGGUUGUAUUUUACUCUAUGUAUGAUGCUAAUCAAUGAACACUUUAUUUAUUUUACAGAGAAAACUUAUCUGUGAACUUUACUAUAUAUCUGUUUAUUUUAUUUUAUUAUUUUUUUUAAUAAAAAGGGUUUUAAAUGCUAUGCAGUCAUUAGUAGAAACUUUUGUAGGACUCUGCCUGCCCUGUAACUGUCCGACUGUGACCCAGCAGGAACACAGAAACUCUCGCAUGUAUCCGAGUAGAGUAGUUUAGCUAAAGGAAGGGUCUCCACUGCUUUUCUGUUCACAGUCAGGACUGCUUUUUAAGAAUGUAACUUGUUUUUAGAUUAUACUUGCAUCUGUGGCUUUGCCACCGGCCCCUGUGACGUUAGAGGUUCUGGUUCAGGUAGAGUCCCCCAUCUCCUGCAGCAGCGCCCUCUGUGGGCGUUCGCCCCUCCCCCACCCCGUGCUUCCGGAAGCUUCCGGAGAUCCCUCCUGUCUCAUCUCUCCACAAAGGGAAGCGCGUUGCCGAGUAGGUCACUCCUACCUGCUCAGCUCCAGGGUUUCAUGUUGUUUUUAUACAGUUAUUUCAGGAUAGAAGCUGGUUUUACUGCCAGGUUCUUUUUUAAACAUGUUUUAACUUCCAUGUGAGCAAACUGUCCAACCUAAGUUUUUCAUAAAAUUAAACUUUUCUUAAAGUCAGAUCUGUCUUUUGCAAUGAGGUGAUGAGUUGCCAAAUAAUUGAGAUUAUUUUAAAAUGUUUUGUUCACGUUCUUGUUUUAUAAUUAAAAUAUACAUUCAGUGUA